Molecule: messenger RNA, 1377 nt
Organism: Lutzomyia longipalpis
Lineage: Eukaryota; Metazoa; Arthropoda; Insecta; Diptera; Psychodidae
Gene: Reg-2
Product: rhythmically expressed gene 2 protein
Exons: 4
Coding region: 399-1223 (274 amino acids)
Source: RefSeq, a predicted model, not a curated record
CAACAGCAAAAACCGUGUGUUAUCGGCUUUUUGGCGAGCAGGGAAAAAAAAUGGAAGAGAUAAAGCCCACAAAUUAAUCUUGUGGCCUCGUCAAUUUCGGUGUGGCAGUCGCUGUGAAAAUUUGGUGCGAAACACUUGGGUUUUUCAAUUUUUCCUCCAAAGUGUGAUCACUUUUCUCAGCUCCACUUGUCGCAGCAGCAGCAGCCGAGAGCUUUUUCCACACACAUCUCCAUCAGCAGUCAGAACCAGAGCGUAGUAUCCCAGCUUUUCCAAUAAAAAAAAAGUGCUUGUGUGUGUGCCUUCGCCCCGAUACUCGGUGAAUGAUCUUCUAAUAAAUAAAAGAAAAGAAAAAGUGCCAACAAAGAGAAAAAUCGUGAAAAACAUCCUUUAAAAUUAAGAUGAGUCUCUCGCGUUUCCGUGUGAUCACAUUCGAUGUCACGGACACCCUCCUGCAAUUCCGCACGAGUCCCGGGAAGCAAUUUGGGGAGGUGGGUGAAAUGCUGGGGCUUCUCGGCAGUGGAAGUGAUCGCAAUCAACUCUCUGCCAAAUACAAAGCCAACUGGCACAGGAUGAAUCGUGCACAUCCAAAUUUUGGGCUAAAGACAAACAUUGGCUGGGAAAAUUGGUGGCGACAGUUGAUAGUCGGCUCAUUCCGUGAGUCAGGAGCUCAGGAACCGGAUGAGAAGCUCUUCAGGAUUGCUGAUCAUGUUGUGGAUAUUUUCAAGACAAGUACUUCCUGGCAGCAUUGCUUCGGUUCCGUGGAACUCCUCAAUUAUCUAAAGUUGAAGCAGCAAAUUGGCACCAAAGGUCCGCGAAUUAAGAAUGAUGGAAAUGAGGGAGCUCCAUUCAAGAUAGGUGUCAUCUCCAACUUUGACCUCCGCCUUGAGACACUCCUGCGAAAUAUGAAGCUUUUCCAGUACUUUGACUUUGUCAUCGGCAGCUACGAAGCUGGUUGCACAAAGCCCGAUCCGGAGAUUUUCAUUAAGGCCAUGGAAGCGUCCAAAAUUGCUGAUUUGCAACCAAGUCAGUGCCUCCAUAUUGGCAAUACGCCCCGCAAUGACUACCUGGGGGCAAAACAAUUUGGCUGGCAUGGGAUUCUCAUCACAGAACGUGAUCCGAAGGAGUUGAGAGCCAAAUAUGGGGAUGCCAUCAAUGAGAAGGAUAUCUUUUCGAGCCUCUAUGAGUUCCAUAAGAAAAUCACAAGUGGCGAAGGGCAAUUGUAAGUGCAGGGGCGCGCGAAUGGGGGCGCGAGAAGACAGGAGCGAUACUCAAGAAUCAUCCAUGCAAAAGACACAUCCAUGCAACAUCUCAGGUGCCAAAUUCUUUUUUUUUUGCCUCACUCUAUAUUACAUGUGUAUAUACAUUUUACAUAGCAUA